UGAAUACUUUGAAGACUCAUUUUCAAGUGGUUCAUGAAAUGUUGACUGGACCAUUUUGUAGCGGAUUUGGGUGGGACAACGACAGAAAAACUGUUACUGCAGAAAAGUCAGUGUGGGAAGCAUAUUUGCAGAGUCACAAAGAAGCAGCCCCUUCAAGAUCAAGUCAUUCCCUUGGUAUGAUGACUUAUGUAUGGUUUUUGGCAAGGAUCGUGCAACUGGAAAAAAUGCAGAGACUGCAGCAGAUGUUGUUGAAGAACUUCAAACUGAAGAAGAAAACACUACUCUUGGAGAAGAUGAUUUCAACUAUGCUAACAAUGUGGAUGAAGUGCCAUCUAUGUCUGUUUCAGAUGCAACAAGAGGUGUUCAAUCUCACACUCAAUCAGAUGGGUCUUCAAAGAAGAAAAGGAAAACUGUAAAUCAUGAAGAACUUUAAGAUGCACUCACACAAUCAGCUUGUA
Molecule: messenger RNA, 458 nt
Organism: Humulus lupulus (European hop)
Lineage: Eukaryota; Viridiplantae; Streptophyta; Magnoliopsida; Rosales; Cannabaceae
Exons: 2
Coding region: 39-416 (125 amino acids)
Source: RefSeq, a predicted model, not a curated record